Durio zibethinus is the source of this 1344-nucleotide messenger RNA. Lineage: Eukaryota; Viridiplantae; Streptophyta; Magnoliopsida; Malvales; Malvaceae. The record is from RefSeq and is a predicted model, not a curated record.
AAAAAAGAAGCAAAUCUUUCCCGUGAAAGAUCCCACAGGGCCGCGGGGGAGCCAGCAGUUCUUACAAUGAACCCUAAACACCCUGGAUGGUAGUAGUAUUACUACUAUUUACCUAAUCAAACAGAGAAGCAUAGAGUCUGUAAAUUGUGAGUGAUAGCUCAGUAUAUAGAUAAGCUUCUGUUCUAGAGAGACGACAGGAAAGGAAAAGCCCAUCCUUCGGCCUUCUCUCCAACAAUUGCAAUUCAGAUAAAAACAAAACCCCAAGUUGAAAAAAAUUGGUGGGAAAAUUAAUCACAGCCGAUCAUCACCAAAAACCCAAAACUUUUUUCCUUUUGUUUUGAAGUCAAUGGAUUCUGUUCCUGGAAGGGGUGCUGCACCCAACCCAAAUAGCAUCAACGAGGGUCCGUCAUCAGCUACAGCAUCAGCUUCAGCACCGCCGGCCACGGUUUCACAACAAGGAGGAGCUGGUGAAUCGUCUUCUUCCCCAGCUCCACCGAGUCGGUACGAGUCACAAAAGCGUCGAGACUGGAACACUUUCUUGCAGUACUUGAAGAACCAUAAGCCCCCAUUAACACUAGGUCGAUGCAGUGGCGCACACGUAAUUGAGUUCUUGAAAUACCUCGACCAGUUUGGCAAAACUAAGGUUCACAUAACGGUUUGUCCUUAUUUCGGACAUCCAAAUCCACCUGCUCCUUGCUCUUGCCCACUCAAGCAAGCGUGGGGUAGCCUCGACGCGCUGAUCGGACGGCUGAGAGCUGCUUAUGAAGAAAACGGUGGACGUCCAGAAUCAAACCCUUUUGGCGCAAAGGCUGUGAGGAUUUAUUUGAGGGAAGUCAGAGAAGCUCAGGCUAAAGCUAGAGGGAUUCCUUAUGAGAAGAAGAAGCGAAAAAGGUCUACUGUCACAACUACGGCUGUGGGGAUCAAUGUCUCGGUGGCUGCCACUCAAGCUGUUGAUGGAGUUGGGGAUAGCGGCGUCGUUGGUGGCGGAGAUGAGAGUGGUGGUGGAACCGCGGCUAAUGUUAGUACUGCCACCGCUGCUGCUGUUACUGCUACCACUACUAGCGUAUAGUUUUUUUAACUGAUUUUAUUCUUUUUUGCUUCUAAUAGCUGUUUUAAAUGUGAUUAUGAGUUAUAUACAUCGGGCGGUUCUCUCUGAAAAUUGGAUCGAUAUCCCAUGAACCAAAUUUAGUUAGAAUUCUAGUUUUAAUCUCUUUCGACCAACGUCUCUCCUUUUUCUGUUUGAUAAGACUUUUUAUCUUUCUAGUUUCUUCAUUUCUUGUUAUGCAUGAACAUGAAUACUACCACAUAUAAAAACAUACAUAUACAAGUUGAAACAAAAAAAAC